AUGUUACCCUACGCGUCCCUCACUUUCCUCUCCAUCGCGACAACCGCAACCGCCGCCUGUUCCCGUUCCACACUACAGUCCGCCACCACCGCCCUCCUCGCCGCCCAAACCGCCGGAAAUCUUUCCGCCCUCCCCCUCUCCCCAAACACAUCCUACAUCGAGAACGAUGCCGCCCUCGCACUCUCCUCUUCCAUCCUCACCAAAUCUGUCCCCAUCGACCUCUCCCGCUCCCUGCACGACACCACCCUCUGCGCCACCUUCACCGAGAUAAUCUCCGCAACCGGGUCACAUCCCUAUGUCAUUAUGACACGCAUGCUGUUCACCGCGGACGGGGCCGCGAUAUCGCGCAUUGAGAACAUAGUCGCGGACAAGGGAGAUUGGCUGUUCAAUGCGCAGGCGAGCCUGAGCAAGGCGAAAGACGAGGUAUGGGUUGAUAUCCCGGAGGGGAAGAGGGAUGCGCGAGAUGUUAUACAGGCGGCGGGGGAUAAGUAUCUGGAUAGUUGGUCGGACGGGAAGGUCAGCGUACCGUACGGGAGUCCGUGUGCGAGGUUGGAGGGCGGGAGCUACACGACGAAUUGCAAGAUGCCGGAGUUUCCAAAGGAGUUCAAGGAUGCCGGAGGUGCGAAGAAUCGACGCUAUGUUGUGGAUGAAGAGGUUGGAGCUGUGAGUAUCUUCAAUGACUUCCCGUUUUUGGAUCCGAAGAAGCCGAAUGGGACGAGUAGCACGAAUUUUGUGAGAGUGGAGGGCGGGAAGAUCAGGUAUAUCCAUGAGGUUACUAUCUGCACGCAGAACAACUGCGGGAGAUGAUGAGCGAAGGUGUGGAAGAGACGACUGUUUGAAUACCGGUAAUACUGGUAUCCCCCACCUGAGUGAUACCAUACAGGCAUUUCAAUUGAACGACUGUUCCGGAGAUUGGCUUCGUCGCUUACUCGCAACCCACUGUCAUGCGUAGAUCCCGG
Molecule: messenger RNA, 959 nt
Organism: Paraphaeosphaeria sporulosa
Lineage: Eukaryota; Fungi; Ascomycota; Dothideomycetes; Pleosporales; Didymosphaeriaceae
Exons: 2
Coding region: 1-807 (268 amino acids)
Source: RefSeq, a predicted model, not a curated record